AACUCUGUGUAUACAAUAGUUCCAUUAGUAUCCAAAAGAUUAGUUGGUCAUACCAGAAAUAACACAGUACUAUAUUAAAACCAGGAAGUUCAACAACUUGUUAUUGUUGUUGUUGUUGUUCUGUGUGAGACUUAGGCCUGAUACUCAUUUACUUUGUGUCACACUGCCUUUCCAAGCCAUGUUUACUCAAGAAGGACCAUAUCACAACUGAAGUUAAAAUCACAUGAAUGUCACUUAUUUUUCAUUCAUCUUAGGGCUGAGAGGAGCAUGGUGGGGCUCCCCCAGCCACACAGAGAGAUACCAAAGGAAGGCCAUGCCCUGCACAAGGGCCACAGGGCAGCAUCAUGGUGUCCCUUUUGCCCCACAGCCACAUCACAUGCCAGAUCCAUGCCCGAAAGAGCCGUCAGCCUCCGUGGAAACUGUGCCCUCACACCUGAGGCUGCCCGGGACAGCAAGUUAUUUCCACGGGUGCUGCCCUCUCGGGAGUGUUUUCACCCUGCGGCAGCCCCGGGGACAGCACAGGAGCCCUCAAGGAAUACACAUCCCACAGCAGAAUCACAGGAUCAGUUUGCUUGGAAAAUACCUGAGAUCAGCAAGUCCAACCCCUGACCCAACACCACCCUGUCAGCCAGACCAUGACGCUGAGCAUCACAUCCAGAUUUUCCUUUACGCGUCCAGGAACGGUGACUACCACCUGCCUGGGCAGUCCAUUCCAGUCCAAUCACUCUGUGAAGAAAUUCUUCCUAAUGUACAACUAAACUUCUCCUAGCACAGCUUGAGGUGAUAUCCUCUCAUCAUGUCACUAGUUGUGUGGGAGAAGAGGCCGAUCCACAGCUGGCUACUAUCUCCUGUCAGGUGGUUGUAGACAGUGGUAAGGUCACCCCCAAGCCUCCUUUUCUCUCGGCUAAACAAGCCCCUGCUCCCUCGGCCGCUCCUCAUCGGACAUGUACUCCCAGUCCUUCUCUGAACACGCUCCAGCACCUCAGUGCCCUCCCUGGAGUGAGGCGCCCAGAAGUGAGCACAGUGGUCGAGGAGGCCUCAGCGGUGCCGAGUGCAGCGCUUCCCUAGUCCUGCUGGCCGCACUGGUACAACGGUUUAAAAAGUGCUAAUUCUCCUUGGAUACAUGAACAAGGACUUUAAGACCAAGUUACAGAAUAGUGGAGGAAAGUUGCAAAGCCAAGAUGAACAUGAAAGGUUUAAAAAUGUCUGAUCUGAAAGAUAUUGUACACAAAACCCAUUGUAUUGAAACACUGCUGUCUGAGAACAAUUUGCAAGAUAUUGAGUAUCAUCUUAAAGAACUUGCAGAUGUUGAUAUGACUGUAGAAUAUCUUCAGAGGACAGAAGUUACCAAGGCUGUAUAUAGAGUACUCAAGAGCUGCCCUUCAGGAGAGUUGAAAAAGAAAGCAAAGCAGUUAUUGUCAAGGUGGAAAACACUUUACAAGAAUAACUGUGCUCAGUCAAUGCAAGUUAAAAAGUCAGUUUCUGUGUAUGUGAAAGAAGAAAUUGAGCAUCUCAGUGUAGUUCCUAGAGAGCAGUUGCUGUCUGAAGGACAAUGUCAGCAGGAGGCAUUAGAUGGUACUAGCUCCAACACUUUGGUCCCAUCACAAACUGUUAAAAAUGUGGUACAUAACAAUGCAGAAAUCAGUAUUAAUCAGCAUUCUUCUUUUGAGGAGCAACACACUGUUCAUGAAGAUUCUAAAUCUGUUGGUUGUGAAGCAAGCCUGCAGCAGGACCUGAUGAGAGCUCUGAGGUGUAAGUGUGUGGAUCUUCUUUUCAAAGCUUUGAUUGGUUCUACCAAAGAUGAAGAAGAAACUGUUAAAUGGCUAGAGUUAGCUAAAGAAAUUGAAGAACAUAUUUUUGCUCUUCAUGCUAAAAAUGAUAAAAAGUAUAAAAAUUGCAUCAGAAGUAAAGUCUCUAACCUUAAGAACCCUAAAAGUUGCCACUUAAAGCAUAACCUUUUUUCGGGAACUUUGAGCCCAAAGGUGUUUGCUGAGAUGACAGUGAUGGAAAUGGCCAGUGAUGAACUGAAACAGCUCAGGGCUUUGUACACAAAAUCAUCUGUUCAGGAACAUCAGCUUCCACAGGUGAUUAAUGGCACACAGACAAACAAAAUAAAGUGCAGACGCUGUGAAAAAUUUGAUUGCACUGUCACUAUGAUUGCCAGAGGAACUCUCUUUCUUCCAGCAUGGGUGCGAAACACAAAUCCAGAUGAACAAAUGUUGACAUACGUUAUUUGUAAUGAAUGUGGAGAACAGUGGUAUCACAGCAGAUGGAUUUGUUUGUAACGCUGUCCCUCUAUAAUAAGGGGCUUGGAAACGUGUAUGACAACUUACCUCUGUUGAAACUCUGUAAUUUUAAAUUCUAUGCUGAUAUUGUGUGGGUGCUGCCACUAAAAACUGCAAUAUCAAUUCUAAAAACUGUUGAUGUAUUUUUAAAGAUGGCUUGAAUGGAUCUUGCGUGUUUUUAAGUAAUGUAAAUAUGUAAAGAAAUAAAGGGUAAAAGGAAAAAAAUGGUUACA
Serinus canaria (Common canary) is the source of this 2518-nucleotide messenger RNA. RefSeq names its product transcription elongation factor A N-terminal and central domain containing (gene TCEANC). Bases 1182 to 2285 code for a protein of 367 amino acids. Gene Ontology annotation, cellular component: nucleus. The record is from RefSeq and is a predicted model, not a curated record. The transcript has 3 exons. Gene Ontology annotation, biological process: DNA-templated transcription. Lineage: Eukaryota; Metazoa; Chordata; Aves; Passeriformes; Fringillidae.